Molecule: messenger RNA, 2626 nt
Organism: Klebsormidium nitens
Lineage: Eukaryota; Viridiplantae; Streptophyta; Klebsormidiophyceae; Klebsormidiales; Klebsormidiaceae
Source: the annotation of a GenBank genome assembly
GAGGAAACAGGAGGUGCUGGGAGGUGCUAGCUAAGCUUAGAGUUAGACAGCCCUGACGAAAAGCAGCAGAUUGUUCAAUAAGGGGCCUUCCCCUUCAAAUUCAUUGCUGGCUCAGUGGGAAAGAACGGGGGAAUGACGGGCAUUAAGUGCCUAUACAUUCAGACUGAUUGGCGCCGCUUCUGGAGCUGAAUGAAGGAAGUGAGGAAUUCUACUGCAGACAGUGUUAGUUGACUUUCUGAGUUGGACGGAUUGCCGCUCUCCACAAGUUGUUUGUGUUGCUGCAUCUCUGCCUUGAAGACUUUGAUUGCUUUCCUCACAAUUGAUCAUACUGCCCCUUGACUCAGUGUCGCUAAGAGUGCCAGAGUGGCGAUGCCCCCAGUUGAGCUUUCAAAAUUUUAGAUGCAUUGCUGUCCUCUGAAACUGGUCAGAAUACAGAUAACUGUCAAUUUGUACAAAAGGGUGACCCAUAGAAUCUGUCUGGCAGAGACUUUUGUUGGUUCUCCAAGCUUUCCACCAAAAGAUGACCUUGUUCAGUAGCAAAGGCUUAAGGACCUUAGUAAGCUUCUUCAAUGGCACCCCCAGCUAGUUAUUUAGAGAUAGAGACCACGAGGACUGCCGCCAUGGUUGACGGCAGGCUUGAGAUAGCAGAAGAGGAUGAAGCAGAACAGGGAAUUGCACAGCCCACAGACGAAGACAGCGCUGGGGUGUACACUGUGGAGGAUGCCAUUGAAGCUUCUGGCUUUGGACCAUUCCAUACUAUGUUGCUUCUGUAUACUGGCACAGCAUGGCUGGCAGAUGCGUGCGAGAUGAUCCUCCUAUCAUACGUGGGACCUGCUGCUCGGUGCGAAUGGCACUUAAGCCCUGCUCAAGAAGGGGCCAUAUCAAGCGCAGUAUUCCUAGGCGUCUUCCUGGGAUCGAACUGCUGGGGCAUCGUCUCUGAUGAAUGGGGGCGGCGAGUUGGCUUCUUCGCGACCGCUGUAUUCACUCUCGUAUUUGGGCUCCUUAGUGCCGUUUCGCCCGCCUACUGGUUCCUACUGGUGUCCCGGGCGUUGGUAGGGUUUGGAUUGGGGGGCGGGAGUGUAAUCUUUUCUCUCUUCAUGGAAUUCAUUCCGUCGUCAAGAAGGGGCUUCUGGCUAGUGUGUGUCGAAUUCUUCUGGACGAUUGGCUCGGUUGCGCAGGCUCUGCUGGCGUGGAUCGUCAUGCCCACCCUCCAAUGGAGGUGGCUGGUUGCAUUCUCUGCCACCCCAUUUCUUCUCCUCCUCAUCUUUUAUCCAGUGCUCCCUGAGUCGCCCCGCUAUUUGAUGGUCAAGGGACGAGAAAAGUCGUCACUUGCUGUGUUGCAACGGAUGGCGGUUAGAAAUAGAAAGAGCCUGCCUCCUGGCCGGCUUGUUCACAGCCAUCCUAAGGACCGGCCUUCCCCCGAGCACCCGACGGAGGUGCCCGGUACAGUGCCCCAGUCCGUCUUUGAAAGGAAUCUAUCGCCCCAGAAGCGGAGGGUGAGUGGGUAUCAAAAGAUUCCGGCCCCUGGGGGACACGAGGAUGAGAAGCGGACCACUCAGAAGCGGCCCCUCGCAGACGCAGCGGCGCUGCUAAGGGACCUGUUGAGCCCGUCCCUAUGGAGAUCCACCGUCAUUCUGUGGCUGGUCUUUUUCGCGUGCGCAUUCACAUACUACGGUCUUGUGCUUUUGACGACCCAGAUCGGGUCAAAGCGGCCCGGGUUGAGUGGUACGACUGGGGAGGAUUGCGGGCAGGACAGCAAGCAGGUCCAAUGCAGCGCAGAGGGCCUACCGAUCAUGGACAACUCUGCAUACCGGGACGUGCUGAUUACAAGCUGUGCUGAGUUCCCUGGUACGCUCAUUGCCGCGCUGAUGAUUGACGUCGUGGGACGGAAGAGGAGUCUUUUCGGUAUGCUGCUGUUCAGCAGUGCCUGCCUGCUGCCGCUCCUCCAUACGCUAUCGGAGUCCCUGACAACCCUCCUGCUUUUUGGCGCACGCGCCGCGAUCCAGGGUUCCUUCUCGGUGAUUUGGGCCUAUGGACCUGAGCUGUAUCCGACGGCUGUCCGCUCGACUGGGCUUGGGGUGGGGAACGGCUUCGCUAGAUUAGGCGGCUUCGUUUGCCCCUUCGUCGCCGUUGACCUUAUUGCUUCCUGCCAACGGGGUCUCGCUGUGGGGCUCUUCUGUGCGGUGCCACUAAUAGCCGCAAUCGCGACCUUGUGCUUCCCUAAGGAGACCAAGGCUUCUAGAUUUGAAGAAAAGGAUCUAGAUGAGCUUGAGGCGCCACAGCAGUAAAGUAGCGGCUCAAAGCUCAUGGAGAGCUGCAAUUGGGCCCAGAUGGUUGACUCUCAGCCUGCAUUCUUAUCAUGUGUAAUGUUAUCAUUCAUUGCUUGCUGCCUCUGUACCAUAGGUUGAUUCGUGAACUGGUUCUUAAAGGCAGUUUCGUAGGCAGCGGUCUAUUGUUUCUUUCCAAACCUUCAAACGGAUUGCUUUUCCAUUUGGUCCUCAAUAGGGGUCAACUUGUAAUGCGCACAGCGUUGUGGCAGCUUUAAGCUUCUAGCUAAGGGGCCUGGUCAUGGCCCAGUCCGACCUUUGCCCAGAUGGCGGGAUUUGGAUAUUAAUUAUUCGAUCCG